UUCUAUUGGUAGUUCUGCAAAUACCUUAAUGCCAUGAGGUCCAUGCCCUUUUCCAAGGCUUUCUUCCUGGUCCUCGCCCAUGGCUUCUCUUCUGCUUCAGCUCAUGCAGGGAAGCUUUCAAGGUUUCCAGACCUUCCUCAUGUUCAUUCCAAGUACAAACAUAGAGUGAUUCAAGAAGCUCAAAAGGCCUUUAUUGAUUACCUUCACACCACCAGGUCAUUGCCUUUCACCUUCGCCGAGCACAUUGCCAAAAACUCCAUUUUUUCUCUCUGCAACCUUAUAAAGAAGAUCGAUUCCUUCUAUGUUUCCACUUUCUCCAGAAGCUUCAGUAAGCUCCUCAGGUAUCAACCCAUCAACGAAUUUGAAUUUUUUUUUGAAAGCAUAGGCAUAGAUCACGAUGAAGUUCCUCGAUUUUUGCCUGACAAGUUCUUGUUUUCGGAAGAUGGGUCGGUCUUGAAUGUUUCUUUUGUUCUUUCUGGAUUUGGGUUUCCAUGGAAUACUUUGGGGAGGCUGUAUAAGGAGGAGGUUUCGAUUUUUAGUCAGGGUACUGCUCAGAUAACUUCUAGGCUUCGUGGGUUUAAAGAGUAUGGGUUUUGUAAUCUCUCAGUAGUUGGUAUUUGUCUAGCUUUCCCUCACUUGCUGAGUAUGGAAGGUCAGUUGGGUGGUGAUAUCGAUGCACUAUUUGAUGAUUUGAAAAGGGUUUACGUAGAAUUGAAUAUGGGGUGUUUUGUUGAGGGAAAUGUGGAUGGUUGGUAUGAGGUUUGUAGUAAAGUUAGGGUGUUUUAUGAUUUGGGUUGUGAGAAGGGGAAGGUAGGGGAGUGGAUUUGUAGGAGGAAAGAACUUUUCCUUGAAUGUCCAAAUGAUGUUUUACUCCAAAAAGUUGAUUACUUCUGUAAAUUUGGGGUUAAAAUGGAGUGUGUGGGUUGGUUUCUUCUUAAGAAUCCAAAAGUUUUGAAUCUUGACUUGGAAACACCAGUGAUAUCAGUGUUAAGAUUGUUGGAACAUUUUGGAUUGAACACUAAAAAAUUGCAAGAGGUUAGUCAAAAUUACAAUCAUGUGUUGGGAAGAAAUAAAAUGGCUAAUUUACCGCAAGUGAUGAGGGCUUUGGAUCUACACGAAUGGUUUUUCAAUAAGAUUAUGUAUACAAACAGUCGAUUAUUGGUUACUUACUCCAUCAGUUGCCCUGACCAAGAUAUAGAUGAAGAGUUCACAGAUGCCUUGAAGGAGAUUGAAUCUUCAAGACUUCAUGCUCAUACGGCUAGUAAACUGGAUUUCUUGAAACGAAUUGGGUUUGGGGAAAAUGCUUGGACUAUAAAGGUCCUAAAUCAUUCGCACGGUACCAGUAGUGAGCUGCAAGAACGGUUUGAUUGCCUUCUUGGCACAGGCAUUUCAUACUCAAAGCUAUGUUUGAUGAUAAAUAUAUCACCGAAGAUCCUUAGUCAAAGUCCUGAAAUAUUAGAGAAAAAGGUGAACUUUUUGUGCCAGGAAAUUGGGUCCUCUUUAGAAAUACUUGAUAGUUUUCCAAGAUAUUUGAAUUUCCACUUGGAAAAUCGGAUUAAACGCAGACACAACUUUUUUGUUUGGCUUAGAGAGAAUGGUUUAUGUGCCAAAAACUACUCCAUUUCAAGCAUGGUUGCCACCAGUGAAAGAAACUUCAUAGCACGCCUUUCUGGAAUUCAUCCAGCUGCUCCGAAACAGUAUUUAGAGUGCUUCUAAACAUUCUAAAUUUCUAAUACAAAAGGACCCAUUAACAAUUUAUUGGAAGUUGUUGUACAGACUAAGAUGUUGAAUCUGAUAAUUGGCUUAUUACCCACUGGUACUUCUUCAAUAUCAUUGUCACUCAAGUCCAAAAAAAUUAAGCUUGGUGAGAUUACCAAUGGCUGGUGGUAUUGAACCAGUGAGACUGUUGUUGUUGAGGUUGAAGACAGUGAACUGGUCUAGUGCUCUAUUCAGGUCAAGGUGAAGACUUAUUAUCUUCUAUUUAUCAUCUGAAGAUGCUGAUACUGAAUUUGUUUUCCUUCUAAGAAUGGUGAAUAGGGCAGGAAUUGGAUAUCAUUUGUUAUGAUGGCUCAGAUUUACUUCUUUGUUCUAUUUUGUACAUUCAUGUUGUACAUAAUAUAUCUGGAAAAGGGCCUUUGCUUUGUGCAAAUAAAUUAUUUGUUCAAGUGGUAA
Humulus lupulus (European hop) is the source of this 2172-nucleotide messenger RNA. Its product is annotated as transcription termination factor MTEF18, mitochondrial-like. Bases 34 to 1716 code for a protein of 560 amino acids. Gene Ontology annotation, molecular function: double-stranded DNA binding. The transcript has a single exon. The record is from RefSeq and is a predicted model, not a curated record. Gene Ontology annotation, cellular component: chloroplast. NCBI's taxonomy places the organism in Eukaryota, Viridiplantae, Streptophyta, Magnoliopsida, Rosales, Cannabaceae. Gene Ontology annotation, biological process: chloroplast organization; regulation of DNA-templated transcription.